Molecule: messenger RNA, 1491 nt
Organism: Corticium candelabrum
Lineage: Eukaryota; Metazoa; Porifera; Homoscleromorpha; Homosclerophorida; Plakinidae
Exons: 4
Coding region: 1-960 (319 amino acids)
Source: RefSeq, a predicted model, not a curated record
AUGCUGUUUUUCCUGCGUUCUCUCGUUUACUGCGAGCUUGGACUGCUUUUUGUGUUGCAUGCAACGGAGCUGCAGGCCCAAGCUCUCAAAGCAGUUGGCAAGUCUUAUCAUGAAAGUUCAUCACCAUCUCGACUUACAUCUAGCCUUCGAGAUGCAGGGCGACCUGCCGUAGAAGAAGCUGAAGUUGUUCUGAUGUCUGUCGACGAGGAAGACGAAUAUCCUGAUAAAGGACCUUUGUCUCCCAUUUCCCAUCAGUCUUCUUUGAAUACCGAGAGGACUCUUUCCAGAUAUAAGAAAUUACGAACUGGUAACUGCAAUAAAUGUAUGAAGAUGCUUUCGAAGAACACAAGCUUCUGCAUCCUCAAACAUUCAUAUGGAAUUGAAACAGUUGUAAAGAAUCGGGUGGAACCAGGAUUUCAAGUAUUAGUGGUACAUGUUGAUCAUCGUGAUUUUCAUCUUGGUCAGACAUCAUCAGAGCUAGCACAGCUAUUCUAUCCUUCAUCAAAGACAAAAUUCAACCCUCGAUUUGGGAAAUGCCGCUGUAGUCCUUCAGAAAUGAAACGAAAUGGUGGAAAAGCUGCUCUUCAAGUUCAAAUUAAUUAUAAUAAUGGAAUAUCCAAAUCAACAGAGCAGAUUGUUAGAAGACUUGUAAAAAGGUUGUUGAAGCUGUCUUGUGAAAGAGAAGACAACAGCAAAUUAUAUACAGAGAAAGUUAGGUAUGACACUGGCAUUUCUGUAGGAGCUCUCAGAAUUGCCUCUGACGAAGACAAACAACCACUAGUGUUGAAAGUGGUCAGUAGAAGGGGAAGGAACUUCAAAGUUGAAAAGAACAAGGAAGACAGAGAUGAAACUCCUAUCCCCAAACUACGUUACCAGCCACAUUUGUUAGUCAACUCUUCAAAAGUUUCACUUCACAAAACAGGAGUGGCAGUUUCAAAGACAUAUGGAAGGGUGCAGUAACUAAACUUCCCUAAUCAUCUACCACACAAAUGGGUGUGUUAGACAUAACUGAUUGUACGAUCAGCCCCUUGAAUUCAUACUAAUUGUUACUGAAUUUAGCUUUUAGCAACCAUCACUUUCCCAAACUUUCUGAUUCAAUUUAAUUUAAAAGAUGCCACUUCUUCUACAUCAUUUACGUCAUGACAAUGUUUUCCUUUGUAAAAGCAUUUCAUGCGACAGCCUCAGUAAACUUGUGGACUGCAUGCUUAGACCAACUGCUAAAAAUUAUAAAUAGUAGAGCAGUCACUGUAGCAAAGAUUUUGUUGAUCUUAAUUUGCAUUCUUCUGAUCAUGACAAAGACUAUAAGUUGACUCAAGUAUAUCAGCUAUGCUGUUUCUUGAAUUUCACUAAGUAACAUAUCCAGAUGAAUAGGAGAACACUUGUAGAAGAGCUAUAUACGUUGAGCGUCUGCCUUCAUUCUCUUCCCUUGUAGUUGUUGUGAUCUAGCUGUGUUAAUCAGCUGGACUAGACGUUCUACAGUAUAAAUAAUAA